Molecule: messenger RNA, 1476 nt
Organism: Knipowitschia caucasica
Lineage: Eukaryota; Metazoa; Chordata; Actinopteri; Gobiiformes; Gobiidae
Source: the annotation of a GenBank genome assembly
AUGACAUUGAUUGAGAUAGUCCGUAUAUUUGAGAGUGUAUUGUGUGUAUCGCAGGUUUCCCAGACUUCCCUGAGGCGGUGCAUUGGUGUGGUUCCUCAGGACACAGUGCUUUUCAACGACACCAUCGCAAACAACAUCAGGUACAGCCGCAUCAGGGCGACGCAGCAGGAGGUGGAGCAGGCAGCCAGGGCGGCCGACGUACACGCCCGGAUUCUGCAGCUUCCUCAGGGUUAUGAGACGGAGGUGGGAGAGCGGGGCCUGAAGCUCAGCGGAGGAGAGAAGCAGCGAGUGGCCAUCGCUCGGACCAUCCUCAAGCAGCCACGGAUCGUCCUGCUCGAUGAGGCCACCUCCUCCUUGGACACACAAACAGAGAGAAACAUCCAGGCGUCUUUGGCAAAGAUCUGCGCCAACAGAACCACAAUAGUCGUGGCCCACAGGUUGUCCACAGUGGCAGACGCAGACCAGAUCUUGGUGCUGCACUCGGGCCACGUCGCGGAGAGAGGAAGUACUCUCCGUCAGUACUCUCCGUCAGUACUCUCCGUCAGUACUCUCCGUCAGUACUCUUCGUCAGUACUCUCCGUCAGUACUCUCCGUCAGUACUCUCCAUCAGUACUCAUCAGUACUCUCCAUCAGUACUCUUCAUCAGUACUCUCCAUCAGUACUCUCCAUCAGUACUCUCCAUCAGUACUCUCCAUCAGUACUCUCCAUCAGUACUCUCCAUCAGUACUCUCCAUCAGUACUCUCCAUCAGUACUCUCCAUCAGUACUCUCCAUCAGUACUCUCCAUCAGUACUCUCCAUCAGUACUCUCCAUCAGUACUCUCCAUCAGUACUCUCCAUCAGUACUCUCCAUCAGUACUCUCCAUCAGUACUCUCCAUCAGUACUCUCCAUCAGUACUCUCCAUCAGUACUCAUCAGUACUCAUCAGUACUCAUCAGUACUCAUCAGUACUCUCCAUCAGUACUCUCCAUCAGUACUCUCCAUCAGUACUCUCCAUCAGUACUCAUCAGUACUCUCCAUCAGUACUCUCCAUCAGUACUCUUCAUCAGUACUCUCCAUCAGUACUCUCCAUCAGUACUCUCCAUCAGUACUCUCCAUCAGUACUCUCCAUCAGUACUCUCCAUCAGUACUCUCCAUCAGUACUCUUCAUCAGUACUCUCCAUCAGUACUCUCCAUCAGUACUCUCCAUCAGUACUCUCCAUCAGUACUCUCCAUCAGUACUCUCCAUCAGUACUCAUCAGUACUCAUCAGUACUCUCCAUCAGUACUCUCCAUCAGUACUCAUCAGUACUCUCCAUCAGUACUCAUCAGUACUCUCCAUCAGUACUCUCCAUCAGUACUCUCCAUCAGUACUCUCCAUCAGUACUCUCCAUCAGUACUCUCCAUCAGUACUCUCCAUCAGUACACUCCAUCAGUACUCUCCAUCAGUACUCUCCAUCAGUACUCUCCAUCAGUACUCUCCAUCAGUACUCUCCAUAA